AUGAAAGGUGAUCGCGUGGACACAGUGAGCAAUGUUCAUCACGUCGAAGAUUACAACUACAGUGUCCAGGUGAAUCAGUGGAUCCUGAAGCCGAGUGUGUUAUACAUUCUGUUUGAACAGGCCGACACACACACGAGAAUGCAAGCGAUCGGACCUAUGAGCCACUGGAUGCUGGGCGGCGUGAAUUACUGUUGUCUGUCGCUGAAGAGCAAAGACAUAUUAAGUUGCAUCGAACAUUUGGAGACCGACUGGAAGAUGGUCAAACGACCCAACGACCGUCAGCUGAUGCUGAAGAACGCGAAGGUCGGUCGUUUGAUCGUGAGCAUUGCCGCCGUAUGCAUGAACGUCGGCGUGCUCUCGCAUACUUUAAUCGCAGGAUUCAAAAGGGCGGUGUUCCAAGUUGGUAACGAAAGUUACUCGAUGCUACGUCUGCCUUGCCCGGUCUACACGCAACUGAUGGACGUUAGGUUCAGUCCACUGAAUGAAAUUGUCUUCUUCCUGCAAUGUUGGGCCGGGUUGAUCGUUAACUUGGUCACAACCGGCGCUUGCGGUUUUGCCGCGGUGUUCGCGAUGCACGCCUGCGGUCAGUUGGAUAUCGUUAUGUUGCAUCUGGAGGAAAUGGUCGAGCAGAACGAGGAUCAACCGUCAGCGCAGAAGAAACUGGGAACUAUGGUGGACAUUCAUUUACGAGCGUUAGAUUUUGUAUCGCAUAUAGAAAGUGUUAUGCACAUAACAUGUCUCAUUGAGUUAACGGAAUGCACGCUGAACAUGUGCAUGCUUGAAUACUAUAUGAUUACGGAAAACUCAAAGGAAACCGCAGCCGCGUACGGCAUUAUAUACAUAUCCAUGACAUUUAAUAUUUUCAUAUUUUGUUAUAUUGCCGAGAAGCUUACGGAACAGUGCAAAAUGGUGGGGGAAACAGCGUAUAUGACAGAGUGGUAUCGUUUACCUUACAAAACUGCCGCCGGAUUAAUCCUGGUGAUCUUGAGGGCGGGAUCUGUUACGAGAAUCACAGCCGGGAAAAUAUUACCAAUGUCACUUUCAACGUUCGCUGACGUUGUUAAAACGUCUUUCGUGUAUUUGAACAUGCUCCGCACAGUUGCGGAGUGA
Messenger RNA from Dufourea novaeangliae, 1110 nucleotides. RefSeq names its product odorant receptor 4-like. The coding region runs from base 1 to 1110 and encodes 369 amino acids. The record is from RefSeq and is a predicted model, not a curated record. The transcript is spliced from 5 exons. Gene Ontology annotation, cellular component: plasma membrane. Lineage: Eukaryota; Metazoa; Arthropoda; Insecta; Hymenoptera; Halictidae. Gene Ontology annotation, molecular function: odorant binding; olfactory receptor activity. Gene Ontology annotation, biological process: sensory perception of smell; detection of chemical stimulus involved in sensory perception of smell.